Molecule: messenger RNA, 1493 nt
Organism: Amphiprion ocellaris (clown anemonefish)
Lineage: Eukaryota; Metazoa; Chordata; Actinopteri; Pomacentridae
Product: dexamethasone-induced Ras-related protein 1-like
Exons: 2
Coding region: 130-930 (266 amino acids)
Molecular function (GO): GTP binding; GTPase activity
Source: RefSeq, a predicted model, not a curated record
UCAGGAAUCCAGACAGCAACGCACAGCAGAGCAACCAGCAACUUCUCCGCUGACUAAAAGGCAGCUCAGUCGCCUUUUACGCACACACUCAGCGUACAUCUACCCAAGGAAAAGCACCCGUGUAUAACAAUGAUUAAGAAAAUGUCGCCUUCCGAGAGCGAUUUUGACAUCCCAGCGAAGAACUGCUACAGGAUGGUGAUUUUGGGAUCCACCAAAGUUGGGAAAACGGCCAUCGUGUCCCGGUUCCUGAACGGGAGAUUCGACGAGCAGUACACGCCGACCAUCGAGGACUUUCACAGGAAACUGUACAGCAUCAAGGGAGACGUUUACCAGCUGGACAUACUGGAUACAUCGGGGAACCACCCUUUCCCCGCCAUGAGAAGACUUUCCAUUCUGACAGGCGACGUCUUCAUCCUCGUCUUCAGCUUAGACAACAGAGACUCCUUCCAGGAGGUGCAGCGGCUCAAGCGGCAAAUCUAUGAAACGAAAUCAUGCCUGAAAAACAAGAUCAAAGAAAACAUCGACGUCCCUCUGGUCAUCUGUGGGAACAAGGGCGACAGAGAGUUUUACCGGGAGGUGCAGCAGGAGGAGAUCGAGCAACUAGUGGCCGGAGACGAGAAGUGUGCGUACUUCGAGAUCUCCGCCAAGCGCAAUGAGAACGUGGAUAAGAUGUUUCAGACUCUGUUUACCUUGGCCAAACUACCUCACGAAAUGAGCCCCGACCUUCACCGUAAAGUGUCCGUGCAGUACUGCGACAUGCUGCACAGAAAGUCUCUGAAAAACAAGAAGAUGAAGGACAUUGGGGAGGCGUACGGCGUGGUGACUCCGUGCGCCCGGAGACCCAGCGUGCACAGCGACCUCAUGUACAUUAAAGAGAAAGCCAUUGGAGGCAGUCAGGGCAAAGACAAAGACAGAUGUGUGAUCAGCUAAGCGGACUGUGAGGUGCAGACUGAACACAAAUCUUUGGAAGGAAAAGAAGCCUGGUGCGUCAGCUUGAGAGGCGACCUGUGCUGCCGGCUGCGCUCAAACUGACACCGGAGUUGUGGAGACGCCGGGGCCGCAGCCGUGCGUUAUGGCGCAGCGCUGCGUUUCCAUAGACACUGAACUGGAUCCGCCAGUCCGCUUAAACCGCCAAAAAACACCCACACAUUGCCCAUGAGAUUGAGAAUGUUAGCUUGUUCUGUCAAUCAGAGCCUCAUGUGUGAUGUGGCUUCAUACCCUGUGAGACGCGCGCAUCGAUGCGUAAAAUGUGUUUUGUUGACGUUUUGCCUUUUGCAGAUGCCGGAGAGCAGAGAAAAGAGACUCUUGGCUCUGGAGGUGCAAGGUUGGGGAGGGAAACAAUGCUGUUUACAUCCUAUCAUAGAUUUUCUAAUGGCUAAGUACACUUGAAUGUUUUGUUGCAAUCGGAACUAUUUUUAUUGUGAAUGUAUAUUUAUUGUCAAUGUUUUUUGCAAUGAAGAAAAUCUUAAAAUGUAAUAAAAAAAUCAACCACA